AUGUAUAACCUCACCCUAAGCUUUUCUUAAUUUGGUAUUUAAAAGACUCCCUUUUAAUUAUAUGAUUGUUAAAAUGAGAGUCUAAAAACAAAAAAUUUGUAAAGAGAUAAAUAACCAAUUCAUCUUGUCACAAUAAAAAUUAGAUAAUUGUUAUAGUUCACUGAAAUGAUUUCUGUGAUUCCUAGAAUUCUGACUCAGCCAAAUAAAGGUAUCUGAAUGUGUUAAACGUAGCUGUUUAUAAUGAUGGAUUAGAUAAUGAAAAUUAUGAUUUAAUUGUAAGAUUGGAUGAUUAGAUAGUAAAUCAAAAGGCAUAAAAUAUAUAUAUUGCUAAAGAAUUAUUAGGUGUUGGAACAUUCGGGAGUGUUUAUAGAUGUGUAAAAGAUAAUUCAAAUUUUGCAAUAAAAAUUAUAAAAAAUAUAAAUGCAUACAAUUUGCAAGCAAUGAAAGAAAUUAAAUUGAUUAGAUUGCUAAAUAAAAAAAAAGAGCAUGAAUGCAUAAUUAAGUUGAUUGAUUAUUUUCUUUUUAAAAAUCAUGUUUGCAUAGUUUUUCCAUUAUUGGGAUUUAAUUUAGAAGAAUUAUUAUAAGAAACUAAAUAUCAAGGUCUUUCAUUGUACAUGAUUAAAAAUAUUUUAAAAUAAUUAAUAUCAGGAUUAGAAUUUUUGCACUAACUAAAUUGGGUCCAUUGUGAUAUCAAACCAGAAAAUAUUUUAUUCACUGAGUAAGUUUUAAAAAGUAUAUUAGUUACAAAGCAAAAUAAAUAUAAAUAAUUGAUUUUGGAUCUGCUUCUGAAGUAAAUGUCAAUUUAUAUUAUUACAUAUAAAGUUUAUAUUAUAGAGCACCUGAAGUAUUUAAAAAUAUAUAUACCAGAUAAUUCUAGGUUAUAAAAAAACAUGUGCAAUAGAUAUGUGGUCAGUAGGAUGUGUAGCAGCACAGUUGUAUUUAGGAUAUCCUUUAUUCUAAGGAACUUCAUCUUUUGACCAACUUUAGAAAAUUCUUGGAUUAAUUUCUAUGUAAUUUAUAAUUUAUCACUAAAAUUAGCAACAACUAAGAACUCAUCUCAAAUAGUCCAAAAUGUAAUGAAUAUUUUAUGAAGGAUAAUUAAAAUUAUGUUAUCAAAAAUUUGAAAAUUUACUAGAAUGAAUUUAAUUUGAAUCUACCUGACCCUGGAAUAUAAAAUAUAACUAAAAUUUAAGAGUUGUAUUUGGAAUUCAAUAAAUCAAGUUUAAGAACAAUCCAAGGUUCAAAUUGGUAAGAAACUUAUAAUUAGAGAUGGCCACUAUGGAAGACUUCGUAGAUUUACUAAAGAAGUUGCUAGAAUUUGAUCCAACUGAACGUAUCACCGCUAGCCAAAGUUUGCAACAUCCAUUUUUAAGAGACUUUUAAUUUAAUAUUAAUGACAUUCUUAAGUAGGACUUCUAAUAUCAAUGAUAAAUAGAUAAACUAUAAGUGUUGUGUGAC
Paramecium sonneborni is the source of this 1458-nucleotide messenger RNA. NCBI's taxonomy places the organism in Eukaryota, Ciliophora, Oligohymenophorea, Peniculida, Parameciidae. The record is from the annotation of a GenBank genome assembly.